ACGUUACAAUAGGGUGACUCAGUUGAAUAUAUCGGACAUGGGUCUUGUCGGAACCCUCCCACGAGAAAUCGGGAAUCUUUCUUUCCUUGUCUCUUUAAAUGCGAGUCACAACUCUUUUCAUGGCCUCAUUCCCCCAUCUAUCUUCAACAUGUCAUUUCUAGAAGUUUUGGCACUAAAGAAUAAUAGUUUGUCUAGUAGUUUACCUCUUGAUAUGUGCAUACACAAUCUGCAUAGACUCAAGUGGCUUCGUAUAUCUUUCAACGAGUUGUAUGGGGAAAUACCAUCGAGUUUGGGGCAGUGUUCACAGCUUGAGUUUCUGUCUUUGUACAACAACAAUUUCAGUGGAUUUGUGCCGACAGAAAUUGGGAACUUGACCAAGCUUCAAGAGUUGUACCUUGGUGAAAAUAAGUUGACUGGUCCAAUACCAUCUACUAUUGGAAACCUCUCUAAUUUGCAAGACUUACAUCUUAGUUCAAACAAAUUUAGUGGUCCAAUACCAUCCACCAUUGGGAAUCUAUCCAAUUUGUCGUCGCUAUGGCUCUCUUCCAACAAAUUAAAUGGUGAGCUUCCAUUCUCCAUCUGCAACUUGAUAUAACUUCUUUACAAACUUGAUCGGAUCUUUGGCCAUUUUUGUUUGAACUAGUCUUUUUAAUAUUUUACAUUUGUUAAGAUAAGAUUUGUCUAAUUCCUUUGCCAAUGCAUGCACAAUA
This is a messenger RNA of Salvia miltiorrhiza (redroot sage), 710 nucleotides long. Its product is annotated as receptor-like protein 35. Lineage: Eukaryota; Viridiplantae; Streptophyta; Magnoliopsida; Lamiales; Lamiaceae. Gene Ontology annotation, molecular function: protein binding. The record is from RefSeq and is a predicted model, not a curated record. Bases 38 to 595 code for a protein of 185 amino acids. The transcript has 3 exons.